GGCUUCACACAUUUGGCAGCUGCACACUACUUACCUUUGCUUUCCUUCUCAUCAGCUAAAUUAAGGCUUUCACACCCUAGCAAAAUUCCGUUCUUCCAAUGAUGAAAAGGUGGUUUUCUGGCGUAACAAAAGCUUCUUUCAGGUGUAAAGAGGCCGCUUCUUCGUGGGUUUUUGCAGCAAAGCUAGAGGGUUUUGGAACUGGACAUUUCAUUAGAUCAGUUCUGAAGAAUUCCGUCCUUGCUGCAUCUACUUGUAUUUUUGCACUAGGAGGGGCUCUAGUGGGAUCAAUCAUAGGAGCCAUGAAAGGUCAGACAACAGAAACUGGGUUUCUUCGUGGCUCUGGAGUAGGUGCUGUUGCAGGUGCCAUCACUGCAGUUCAAUUGCUAGAAUCAAUUACUAAUGGUGAACCAUUGUCCAAGGUUGCUCUCUUGCACAGCUUGUUGAAUGGGAAGGUAUUCAUGGAAUGGGUAGGUCCUGCAGUGCUAAAAGCCUAUCAAUGGCAAAUUACUGCAAUGGAAACAACUUACAGAGAAAUAUCAGACAUUUAUGACACAAGUGAAGUUAGAGGCUUGCCCGAGGAUUGUAUCAAAAAACUUCCUGAAUGCACAUUCAAAUCUGACGGUAACAUUGUUGAGCAAUGCUGCCCCGCCUUGAGUUGUGCUAUUUGCUUGCAGGAUUUCACGGAUGGAGAUUCAAUGAGAAAACUUCCCCACUGUGGACACUACUUUCAUCUGUCCUGCCUAGAUAAAUGGCUGGCUAGAAACGGGUCUUGCCCAAAUUGUAGAAAUUAUGUAUGUGAUGACAAUGAUGUAUAGUACUAGAUCACUUGUUUCCACUCACAAAUUAAUCAAAAAAGGAAAAAAAAAUAAGAAAAGAAAGGGGAGUUGGUUUUGGCCUUUCUGGGUUGCAAGA
Messenger RNA from Populus euphratica (Euphrates poplar), 912 nucleotides. RefSeq names its product NEP1-interacting protein-like 1. Lineage: Eukaryota; Viridiplantae; Streptophyta; Magnoliopsida; Malpighiales; Salicaceae. The transcript has 5 exons. The coding region runs from base 99 to 815 and encodes 238 amino acids. The record is from RefSeq and is a predicted model, not a curated record.